AUUACCCACAAGGGCGUCAUGAUGCGUCACAUCCAUUAGAAUUUACAGAGACCCCUGACCCCCUUUAGCCCUCUUGAGUAUCCUUCCAUGAGAGCUUCCAAAAACCGACUGAUGGUGAUGUCCUCAGUAUUCCCAGCCGGUACGGGACUAGAAGGGAGUAGGGCUGUUCCAGAAGAUUUAACCACAUCUUUAAUUCACAUCGUGACCUGUCGAGAUGGAGUCGAACAAAACGUCGCUGGCCUGCUUGAUCCUGGUGAUGAUAUCGGGCGUCUGGAGUGAGAGUAGUGUUCCCUCCGACAAACGGUAUGCCAUCUUGGACAAUGACUGGCUGGCGGUGGGGUUUUUGCCAUUCCUACUUGUCAUGAAGGGCGGCAUGGAAGUUCUAGGAUUGGUGUCAAAUACCGCUAACACCUGGCAGAAGCAGUGUGGUCUCCACGCCCUGGCAAACCUCGAGUUGGCCAAUUUAACUUGUAUUCCGGUAUAUCAAGGGGCGACAUGGCCUCUGAUCAACACACCCGAGCGGUUUCAGGCGUGGGAGACUGUUCACGGAAGACUCCCAUUUCAGGGAGCCUUUGGCCCACUCAAUCUCACGGCCGAGCGAACAGGCGAAAACCCAGCUUCAGGAGAUCCAAAUCGAAUCGUGAAGGAAGCAUUUGUGGAAGGGUUUCCAAACACUAGUUUCAACGAUGCAACUAAUGCAGCAAACUUUAUGGUCGAGAUGGUCCAUCGGCACCCCCAUCAGGUCUCCGUUUUCUCUGGCGGAGCUUUGACGAACAUCGCAUUGGCAGUACGAAUAGACCCUUCUUUCGCGAGCUUAGUCAAAGAGCUGGUGAUUAUGGGAGGCUAUGUCGAUGUGGACAUGUUUCGAGCUCUUGGGGAUCAAGGACAGGCGAACAUCAAUUCAGAUAUCAACUUCAAAAUGGACCCUGAGGCAGCUAAAAUCGUCCUUAACGCUGAUUUUCCGGAUAUCACCCUUGUUGGGAAUGUCGCGAAUCAAAUCCAGGCAACCCAGGAAUUUUUGGAUGAGGUCUAUCAGGUCAAGAACCCGCUGACCAGGCUUUUCCAUGACCAUUAUGGCACACGAUUCCCGUUCUGGGAUGAGACGGCGGCAGGUGUUAUGGUAGACCGGUCAAUCGCUCUGAACACAUCUACGGUAUAUGUCGACGUUGAUAUUUCGUAUGGUAGCACCAGUUACGGGGACGUCCUUGUCUAUAACCCGGAGCUUCGGCCACUUGGGGUACGCAAAGUGACCUAUGUCAAUCGGGUUAAUGGGGUCAAGCUGAAGGAGAUGAUGAAGGAGGCAAUGUGGGAACCCCCCACCUGUUAAGGCUUAGAGGACAUAGAAUUCCGUUAAGUCGGUCACCAUAAGUACUUCAUGGUUUCUGAUAACACAGGCCCAUAUCGCAUUAAUAAUAGCCCUCUGACAGCCCAAGCAUGGGUGAUUGGUUAUUAAUUUUGUUUAAGCGGGUAUCUGUACGGGCUUGAGCAAUUUUGCGAGAACCCAUUGAACGUUUUUGUCAAACUACCUGCACGAAAUCGAUGGGGGUGAGCGGCUCACUGAGUACAAGUGACUGCUCAGGGAGUGGUGAUCCGUGAUAUGAAAUACCUGAGCGCCCUCACUAAAGCGGCGGUGUUCCGAAAGGGAAAGUCUACGAUCGUCCUAGAAAAUCAAGUACGUAUAGGUACACACCUACGGAGACAAGUAGAAUAUCGAUAAUCAUUGGAA
Molecule: messenger RNA, 1726 nt
Organism: Aspergillus candidus
Lineage: Eukaryota; Fungi; Ascomycota; Eurotiomycetes; Eurotiales; Aspergillaceae
Product: Inosine/uridine-preferring nucleoside hydrolase domain-containing protein
Exons: 5
Coding region: 215-1327 (370 amino acids)
Biological process (GO): purine nucleoside catabolic process
Cellular component (GO): cytosol
Molecular function (GO): purine nucleosidase activity
Source: RefSeq, a predicted model, not a curated record